AUGGAUGACUCGGAUUUCGUGGUCGAAUCGCUGAAGACUACGAGAAGAAAUAAGUGCAAAUCUGAAAGUGAAAAGGAUGUGGAGCCUGAAAAUUCAAAUGAUUUUUUCUUACCGGAUAGUGAGAAAGAUAAAUGUUUUAAUUUGAAGUGUUUGGAUGAUGUGCGCAAGUCAUUACAUAUAAAUUAUUGUUUGGAUCAACAAGAAGCGCGCAAAAAAUAUGAAGAAAAAAAAGAGAAAUGGAAUAAAGUAGUGGAUUGUCCAAUAUGCGGUGAACCUUUAGAACAAGGUCCUUUUCGAGCAGCUCAUGUUAAACGGUGUGGUAGGAAGCAUCGUGUCAAUCCUAAUAGCUUAUUAUUAUUAUUGGAUACGCAAGGAAAAGUUACGGAAGUAAAAAAAGAAAAAGGUGUGAUUCAUACAAAACUCAAAGAACCAAAGUUACAACCUUCAAAGCGUCCCGCCCGAUUCAUUGGAGAGCCACGUACAGCAUUUGAAGAGGAUAUCCAGUUAUCCACAGCAAUUUCUGCGAGUAUGAGCUCAGAUAAAAGUGAGUUAUUCAUGGACUCGCAGAAGCCACCCAAACUGCGUCUUCGCAAACAGCGUCCACGAUCAUUUUCAUUUGUAGAACUGGAACCACGUGCUUGCAAAUGUGCAGUGAUUGAAAAGAUACAAGAAAAUUUUCUGAAUAUUUUUAAAACACAAGACGGGAAGCAAGAUAUACGCUCAGAACUGAAAGCAAAUAUUCAGAAAACGGAAGAUACAUUAAAAGAUAUAGGAGUAUCCCUGCGUAAGUUAAAUUGUUUGGAACAGUUAGCUGAUGAUCUUACUCGUUUUGCCGAAAGUAACAAUGACAUCACGGUUUUUUCACGUGAAAAUGAAACAUUUUUGACAUCCAGAUUUAUCAUUGCUGCUCGAGCACCUGCACUUUUGCAGCUUUUAGAUUCCAAUGAUUUUUUACCAUUAAGGGAGUAUUCCGCAGCAGCAAUAAGAUGCUAUUUGUGCUUUCUGACUUCUGCAUCAAUUAUUUGGACAGAAAGUGAGCUCGAAGAAUUGUAUUCUAUGGCAAAAAAAUACGGUCCUCCAGGUUUAGCUGCAGUAUGUAAAUCUACAUUGCUUACAAAAAGCUCUGAUAGAAAGACUUUAGGAAGACAAUCUGGAACAUGUGUGAAUGAUAAGCACGAUAAUUGCAAUAUUGAUUCUGGAGAUGAUGCAAAAGAGGAUGAAAAAAAAGCAAAUCAUUGUUCGCUUGCCGUAAGUAUACAAAACAAAAAUGAAAAAAUGGAUAAAUCUGAUAGUUCCUCUGUCAUUCUUCUUGAAGAGUCUCUACAGCCUGCUGAGACGAUGAAACAUGCAUGCAUUACAUCGCAGAAAUUAUCAAAAAAUUUAUCCGUGCUUAAAAGUGAUAGAUUCUUAAGCUUUGAAUCAGAUGCUUAUCAUUAUUUGCUUCCAAAGAAAAGCGACUUAUCAAGAGAGAAAGAUAUUCUAAACACCAAUAUUUCGAGCAGAAAUACAUCUCCUUUAUUAGAAGAUGAAACUAGUAAUAAAUUUCACUGUUCAUCUCCUAUUCCUUCAGUUUCGCGAGGUCCAGAUAAUAUGAAUGAUUUAAAUGAUUCAAUAGAAAGUUUACUACGGAAGCUUUCCCCAAUCAAACCGUCCUACACUCCAAAGUGUGGUUCUCAGCUCGCUUACUGUCCAGAAUCAAUCUGUCCGGAAUCACCACUUGCAAAUAAUUUGUUAAAUAAUAGCCCGCCACAAGAUAUAAGAAGGGUUAUUACUCCUGAGUUUUCUUUUAUUUCAAAUGGUCAGUUGUCACCUUUAUCACUGCUUGACGGGGCUUCCAGUAAUGCAAACAUUUCCUCACCUUCAAAAAGGAAAAAAGAACAAUUGGACACCAUUGCAAAUAAUCCUUCCACUUCAGAAACUUUUGCAAGUCAUAUUGUGCAUAGGAUAGAAGAUUUAGGCUCUAAUGUGAAAAUCGUGAAAACCAAAAAUGUUACUCCAAUGCGGAAUUAUGAUUCAAUGAAUGACAAGCAGUUAAAAAUAGAAUUAGCGAAAUUCGGUGUACGUCCUAUGGGUAAGAAACGAGGGGUGGCACUAUUAAAGAAGAUUUAUGAGGAAACGCAUCCAAUUCUGGAAAAUAAGGCUGUUUCAAAAAGAAAAAAAGCUCCAAGCCUUAGUAACCAUUGCGAUGAGAAUGAAAACCUGGAACACUCUAGUGAUGAAGAUUGUGAUGGCGAGAAAACAUUGAACAAAAGUUUGAAUGAAUUCGACAUUAUAGAAGAAUCUUGUGUAGAUGAAGAGUUGUCCACAGAUUUACCAAAAGCAAGUGAUUUAGAAGGAAUGCAAAGCGUUUUUCUUCAGUGGCUAAGGAAAGAAGAAAAUUCAGCUUUAUAUAAUCAGCUGCUUGGUCUUAAUGUGAUAUCUUUCGAUGAUUUGGUGAAUCGUUUGUCUCUUGCUGACUCACUAGUUUCACAGAUUCCGAAAAAAACACUGAUAGAAAUAUUAGAUAGAUUGCACAUCACUUUUAAAAUGCCGGUGGACGGAUGGGUACGAAGAAGAAAAAGAGGCAAAAAAUGA
This is a messenger RNA of Thelazia callipaeda (thelaziosis nematode), 2574 nucleotides long. Lineage: Eukaryota; Metazoa; Nematoda; Chromadorea; Rhabditida; Thelaziidae. The record is from the annotation of a GenBank genome assembly.